This is a messenger RNA of Balaenoptera acutorostrata (minke whale), 430 nucleotides long. Its product is annotated as galectin-7. Lineage: Eukaryota; Metazoa; Chordata; Mammalia; Artiodactyla; Balaenopteridae. The transcript has 4 exons. Gene Ontology annotation, molecular function: carbohydrate binding. Bases 11 to 430 code for a protein of 139 amino acids. The record is from RefSeq and is a predicted model, not a curated record.
UGUUCCAACCAUGUCAGGGAGAUAUAAUGUGCCCUACAGGACCUUGGUGCCCGAGGGCUUCGGAGUCGGCACCGUGAUGAUUGUUCGUGGUGUUGUGCACACCAGGGCUGACAGGUUCUACAUAAACCUGCUGUGCGGUGACGAGCCGGACAGUGAGACGGUCCUGCAUUUCAACCCCCGGCUGGAUGAAUCCUCAGUGGUCUUCAACAGCCUGGAGUGUGGUGCCUGGGGGUCGGAGGAGCGUGGCUUAAGCAUUCCCUUCCAGCGUGGGCAUCCCUUCUACCUGCUCCUCAUCGCCAGCAGAAAAGGCUUCAAGGUUGUGAUCGAGGACUCGGAAUACCACCACUUUCUCUACCGGCUCCCACCAGAGCGCGCGUGCGUUGUGGAGGUGGGCGGGGACGUGCAGCUCGAGUUGGUGGAGAUCUUCUGA